AUGCGCAUGCUCGAGAAAGACGACCCCUCGACCGACGUCCCGGUUACCAAGGUCGACCAGGACAGGAUCAACCAGUUCUCGCGGUUGAACAGCCGGACAGACGAGAUUGUCGACGUUCUCGACGGACUGCGUAAACAGAAGGAGGAUCUUGAGGAGAUUGAGACGGAGAUGGAGUUGGUCGACGAGGACGAGGUCGUCAUGUACAAACUCGACACGACCUUCGUCCACAUCCCCGCAUCCGAAGCACUCGAACACCUGCAGUCCCACCUGGAGAGGAUCAAGAGGGAGGUCGAAGAGCUCGAGGAGGAGAAGACCAAGUGCGAGGAGACGAUGGACGAGUUGAAGAAGGAGCUCUACGCCAAGUUUGGGAACUCAAUCAACCUCGAACGAGGAGACGACUAG
Rhodotorula toruloides NP11 is the source of this 402-nucleotide messenger RNA. Its product is annotated as prefoldin subunit 4. The transcript has 4 exons. Gene Ontology annotation, biological process: protein folding. NCBI's taxonomy places the organism in Eukaryota, Fungi, Basidiomycota, Microbotryomycetes, Sporidiobolales, Sporidiobolaceae. Gene Ontology annotation, cellular component: prefoldin complex; cytoplasm. The record is from RefSeq and is a predicted model, not a curated record. The coding region runs from base 1 to 402 and encodes 133 amino acids.